AGAGCCAACGCCUGCACGCAUUUCCGGCCCUGUGCUGUUCCGCUUCCCGAAGUCUGUACGACCUGCUGUGUGCAUUCUUUGUGGAACUGUAAGGUUUGAGGAUAGUCUGGUCUGCGGGUUGUUACAUCUCAGAGUUAGCAGCCACAGCCGCCUUUUAGGGGAAGUGCGUCGGGUUCACCGCUGCUCGGGGCGGUCUUUUUUUUACCCCACUGGAGCGGAGGGACAGUGCUGCCAUGACGGCCCCUGCCCAGCCCAAGAAAAUCGUGGCCCCCACGGUUUCCCAGAUAAACGCGGAGUUCGUGACGCAGUUAGCUUGUAAAUACUGGGCUCCGCAUAUCAAGAAAAAAUCACCUUUUGAUAUAAAGGUGAUUGAAGAUAUAUAUGAGAAAGAGAUUGUCAAAUCAAGGUUUGCCAUCAGAAAGAUAAUGCUCUUGGAAUUUAGCCAGUAUCUUGAAAAUUACCUGUGGAUGAAUUAUUCUCCAGAAGUGUCCAGCAAAGCUUAUUUAAUGUCAAUCUGCUGUAUGGUGAAUGAGAAGUUCAGAGAAAAUGUCCCUGCAUGGGAGACUUUUAAGAAGAAGCCAGAUCACUUCCCAUUCUUCUUCAAGUGUAUCUUGAAAGCGGCAUUAGCUGAAACCGAUGGUGAAUUUUCACUCCAUGAACAGACAGUCUUACUGCUCUUUCUUGAUCAUUGCUUCAAUAGUUUGGAAGUAGACUUGAUACGGAGUCAAGUACAGCAGCUUAUCUCGCUCCCAAUGUGGAUGGGCUUACAGCCUGCACGUUUGGAGUUAGAAUUAAAAAAGACACCUAAACUAAGAAAAUUCUGGAACUUGAUUAAAAAGAAUGAUGAAAAGAUGGAUCCAGAAGCAAGAGAACAAGCCUAUCAAGAAAGAAAAUUUCUUUCACAACUAAUCCAGAAGUUUAUCUCUGUGCUGAAAUCAGUCCCACUUUCUGAUCCUGUCACUAUGGACAAAGUUCAUUACUGUGAAAGAUUCAUUGAACUUAUGAUUGAUCUAGAGGCCCUACUCCCUACAAGACGCUGGUUUAAUACCAUCCUGGAUGACUCCCACCUUUUGGUUCACUGUUACCUUUCCAAUCUUGUUCACAGAGAAGAGGAUGGCCACCUUUUUUCCCAGCUUUUGGACAUGCUUAAGUUCUAUACUGGUUUUGAGAUUAAUGACCAGACUGGAAAUGCUCUGACAGAGAAUGAGAUGACUACAAUUCACUAUGAUAGAAUUACUUCUCUACAGAGAGCUGCUUUUGCGCAUUUCCCUGAACUCUAUGAUUUCGCCCUCUCAAAUGUGGCAGAAGUAGAUACCCGGGAAUCGUUGGUCAAAUUUUUUGGACCUCUUAGUUCAAAUACACUGCACCAGGUGGCAUCAUACCUCUGCUUGUUACCAACGCUUCCUAAAGCUGAAGACACAACUUUUGAUAAAGAAUUUCUUCUAGAAUUGUUGGUAUCUCGUCAUGAACGUCGAAUUUCCCAGAUUCAGCAGUUGAACCAGAUGCCUUUGUAUCCAACUGAGAAAAUCAUAUGGGAUGAGAAUAUUGUUCCGACUGAGUAUUAUUCUGGGGAAGGUUGUCUUGCUCUUCCCAAAUUGAAUUUGCAGUUUUUGACUCUUCAUGAUUACCUCCUAAGGAACUUUAAUCUCUUCCGCUUAGAAUCAACUUACGAAAUUAGGCAAGACAUCGAGGAUAGUGUCAGCAGAAUGAAGCCAUGGCAGUCUGAAUAUGGUGGUGUAGUAUUUGGUGGUUGGGCACGAAUGGCCCAGCCCAUUGUGGCUUUUACUGUGGUUGAGGUUGCAAAACCCAACAUAGGUGAAAACUGGCCAACCCGAGUUCGUGCAGAUGUUACCAUCAACCUGAAUGUCAGAGAUCACAUCAAAGAUGAAUGGGAAGGACUCCGGAAGCAUGAUGUAUGCUUUUUAAUUACUGUGCGCCCCACAAAACCUUAUGGUACCAAGUUUGACCGGAGGAGACCUUUUAUUGAGCAGGUUGGCCUGGUUUAUGUCAGAGGCUGUGAAAUCCAGGGCAUGCUGGAUGAUAAAGGGCGUGUCAUUGAAGACGGACCUGAGCCCAGACCCAAUCUUAGAGGAGAAUCAAGGACAUUUAGAGUGUUUUUGGAUCCAAACCAGUAUCAACAAGAUAUGACCAAUACUAUACAAAAUGGAGCAGAAGAUGUGUAUGAAACUUUCAAUAUAAUAAUGAGGAGGAAACCAAAGGAAAAUAACUUUAAGGCGGUGCUAGAGACUAUUCGGAACCUGAUGAAUACCGAUUGUGUGGUACCUGACUGGCUGCAUGACAUCAUUUUAGGCUAUGGGGAUCCAAGCAGUGCACAUUAUUCCAAAAUGCCCAAUCAGAUCGCCACCCUUGAUUUCAAUGAUACAUUUCUCUCCAUUGAGCAUUUAAAAGCCAGCUUUCCUGGUCAUAAUGUUAAAGUAACUGUGGAUGACCCAGCUCUGCAGAUACCCCCUUUCAGGAUAACUUUUCCAGUAAGAAGUGGAAAAGGGAAGAAAAGGAAAGAUGCAGAUGGGGAAGAUGAAGACACUGAAGAAGCAAAAACCUUAAUUGUUGAACCUCAUGUUAUUCCUAAUAGAGGUCCUUAUCCUUACAACCAACCCAAACGUAAUACAAUUCAGUUCACUCAUACACAGAUAGAGGCCAUCCGUGCUGGAAUGCAGCCUGGGCUGACUAUGGUUGUGGGACCACCAGGUACAGGAAAAACAGAUGUGGCAGUCCAAAUCAUAUCCAAUAUCUAUCACAAUUUCCCAGAGCAGAGGACUCUGAUUGUUACUCAUUCCAAUCAGGCCCUGAACCAGUUGUUUGAGAAAAUCAUGGCUUUAGACAUUGAUGAGCGCCACCUCCUGCGUCUUGGUCAUGGAGAAGAAGAGCUGGAGACAGAGAAAGAUUUCAGUAGAUAUGGAAGAGUUAAUUAUGUCCUAGCUCGAAGAAUAGAACUUUUAGAAGAAGUCAAAAGAUUACAGAAGAGUCUGGGGGUUCCAGGAGAUGCUUCAUAUACUUGUGAAACUGCAGGCUAUUUCUUCUUAUAUCAGGUAAUGUCUCGUUGGGAAGAGUAUAUAAGCAAAGUGAAAAAUAAAGGUAACACAUUGCCAAAUGUUACCGAAGUUUCCACUUUCUUCCCUUUUCAUGAGUACUUUGCAAAUGCCCCUCAACCCAUUUUUAAAGGCCGAUCUUAUGAGGAAGACAUGGAAAUUGCUGAAGGAUGUUUCAGGCAUAUCAAGAAAAUCUUUACUCAGCUCGAGGAAUUCAGAGCCUCUGAACUACUUCGAAGUGGGCUUGACAGAUCUAAAUACCUUUUGGUGAAAGAAGCCAAAAUCAUUGCUAUGACCUGUACUCAUGCAGCCCUAAAACGACAUGAUUUAGUAAAGUUAGGUUUCAAGUAUGACAACAUUUUAAUGGAAGAGGCUGCUCAAAUCCUAGAGAUAGAAACUUUUAUACCUCUUCUUCUACAGAACCCUCAGGAUGGUUUUAGCCGACUAAAACGAUGGAUUAUGAUUGGUGAUCAUCACCAGUUACCUCCAGUCAUUAAGAACAUGGCCUUUCAGAAGUAUUCAAACAUGGAACAAUCUCUGUUCACUCGCUUUGUCCGUGUUGGAGUUCCCACUGUGGACCUUGAUGCCCAGGGGAGGGCCAGAGCAAGCUUAUGCAACCUCUACAACUGGCGAUACAAGAAUCUAGGAAACUUACCCCAUGUGCAGCUUUUGCCAGAGUUUAGUACAGCAAAUGCUGGCUUGCUCUAUGACUUCCAGCUUAUUAAUGUUGAAGAUUUUCAGGGAGUUGGAGAAUCUGAGCCUAAUCCUUACUUUUAUCAGAAUCUUGGAGAGGCAGAAUAUGUAGUGGCACUUUUUAUGUACAUGUGUUUACUUGGUUACCCUGCUGACAAAAUCAGUAUUCUAACCACAUAUAAUGGGCAAAAGCAUCUUAUUCGGGACAUCAUCAACAGACGAUGUGGGAGCAAUCCAUUGAUUGGAAGACCAAAUAAGGUGACAACUGUUGACAGAUUUCAAGGUCAACAGAAUGAUUAUAUUCUUCUCUCUCUAGUACGAACCAGGGCAGUGGGCCAUCUGAGGGAUGUUCGUCGCUUAGUAGUGGCCAUGUCUAGAGCCAGACUUGGACUUUAUAUCUUCGCCAGAGUAUCCCUCUUCCAAAAUUGUUUUGAACUAACUCCAGCCUUCAGCCAGCUUACAGCCCGCCCACUUCAUUUGCAUAUCAUUCCAACAGAACCUUUCCCAACCAGUAGAAAGAAUGGAGAAAGACCAUCUCACGAAGUACAGAUAAUAAAGAAUAUGCCUCAGAUGGCAAAUUUUGUAUACAACAUGUAUAUGCAUUUGAUACAGACCACACAUCAUUAUCAUCAGACUUUAUUACAGCUACCACCUGCUAUGGUAGAAGAAGGUGAGGAAGUUCAAAGUCAGGAUACAGAAUUGGAAACAGAAGAAGAGGCCAUGCCUGCUCCAGCUGACAUCAUGCCUACUCUAAUGGAUGCCAGCUCCAGUCAAGAAGCCUCAGCCUCUCAGACUGAACCCACCUCCAAUGAGACUGAGACCACCUCCAGUCAGACAGGAGCUGAUUCCAAUCCAGAAGCCACCCCUGCCGAAUCUAAGAUCACUGCUACUGCGGCAGGACCUGUAGCUACACCAGCAGAGAAUAACACCCCUCCUGAUGCCACAUCUGCCCCUGGAGAAACCAAGUAGCCAAACUGUAGCCCUUCUUAGGGAGGACAUUUCAUUUAUAAAGUCUAGGUAAAGUUACUUUUUGCUUUUUUGUAUAUGCGUCUGCCAUUUUAAUGGUACUAAUUAAUACUAAGUUGUUUUUGGUAGCUGAUCUCAAUGUUUAUCUUCUUGGAUAUAUUUUUUAAAAUGUGUUUGUAUGAACAACUCCAAUUUUAUUUGUUCAGCCAGAAAGUAAAUAACCAUCUCUUUUAUAUUUUGAUCAUUGAGUGACUAUAUCUGUAAGCAUACCUGCAUUAAAAGAGUUUUCUGGAGUUCCCAUUGUGGCUCAGUGGUUAACGAAUCUGACUAGGAACCAUGAGUUUGCGGGUUCAAUCCCUAGCCCCGCUCAGUGGGUUAAGGAUCCAGCGUUGCCAUGAGCUGUGGUGUAGGUUGCAUACUAAGCUGUGGUGUAGGUCACAGAUGUGGCUCGGAUCCUGAGUUGCUGUGGCUCUGACAUAGGCCGGCAACUACAGCUCCAAUUAGAUCCCUAGCCUGGGAACCUCCAUAUGCUGCAGGUGCAGCCCUAGAUAAGACAAAAAAAAAAAAGAAAGAAAGAAAAAAGAGUUUUCUAUAGAAUAAUUGUUCACAUUUUUAGUAAACUUCUCUAAAGAAAAGGACAAAAUAUACUGGAAUUAACUAUAAAUGACCUUAAGCAAAUGUCCGUAUUGGGGAGGAAAUCAUUUCUUCUAGCAUAGUAUAAGGUGCUCAAGUAAUUUUUUUUUUUUUUUUAGGGCCACACCCGCAGCAUAUGGAGGUUCCCAUGCUAGGGGUCAAAUCGGACCUGUAGCUGCUGGCCUAUGCCACAGCCACAGCAAUGCAGGAUUCGAGCUGUGUCUGCAACCUACUCCAUAGCUCAUGGCAAUACUGGGUCCUUAACCCACUGAGCAAGGCCAGGGAUCAAAUCCGCAACCUCAUGGUUCCUAGUCAGAUUUGAUUCCUCUGUGCCAUGAUGGAAACUCCCAGUAAUUUUUUUAAUUCCUCCUUUCUUUGCUGUCUUCCUUGAUGGAAAGGCGUUAACACCAUUGGAAAUACAUGUUCCAGUCCAUCAAAAAUGUUACAUGUAUUUCCCUCCCCCAAAUCUCAGAAUGGGUUAGAAUGAUCUAGAAUAACUAUUUAUUCUUGGGGCCGGUCCAGACCUAAUGAAUCAGAACCCAGGAACUUGCAUUUUUGCAGGUGCUACACCAGUGUUUGAGUUACUGGCCAAGUGGAAUCAGAUAAGGCUGCCAAGUGAGGCUGAGCCAAGAUAUGUCAUUCAGCUACGCAAGAAGAAUCUGGCAGAUCCAUCUAGGCAGGAACAAAGAUCCAGAUUUUGGGCAGUGAGAAUCUGUGAGCUUAAUUAACUCCAGUGUACAUGAUGGAUCUCUCCCUGUGCAGAGGUUCUGAGUUUUCUGCCCUGUUUAGUUCUCUUCUCUCCCUGUCCUAGUUCUCAGCUGCAAGGAGACCUGAAGGUAAAAUGUGUUCCAGGUUUGGGAAGGUGAUGGUACUAGGACCUUGCUACUCAAGUGUGGUUUGCAAAUCAGCAGCAACAUCACAGCUUUGAAACUUGUUAGAAAUGCAGAAGUUUGGGCUCUACCCCUGACCUGUUAAAUCUGAAUCUAUUUCAUCAAAGUCUUCAGGUGAUUCAUAUUACUUUGUAGUUUGAGAAGCAUUGUACCGAGAUGACCAUGCUGUCCUCAUGUCAGUGAGAAGUAGAAUGAUGAUUCUGUGAUCGUAGAAUUGACAGUGAGUGUGACUGAUGUUUUCUGACAAGGGAUCUCUGCUUAUAAGUCCCAGAGCGUGGUGACCAGAGAAGAGGUAGAUAUGUCUAUGUGGGGAGGGUGAAAUUGCCCAGUAGUUGUCUCUUCACCAUUCUCACAUCUGCUAGAGUGGCUAAGAAGGGAGCAUUUCCCCAAAUUGUCUCCUCUACUGCAUCUACCUCUAGGCUUGACCAUGUCCAAUGAAGCUUUGAAGAAUUAAAUGAGAAUUGCACACUGCCAGUGAAA
Messenger RNA from Sus scrofa (pig), 6712 nucleotides. It is a transcript of the gene AQR, whose product is annotated as aquarius intron-binding spliceosomal factor. NCBI's taxonomy places the organism in Eukaryota, Metazoa, Chordata, Mammalia, Artiodactyla, Suidae. Gene Ontology annotation, biological process: mRNA splicing, via spliceosome. The record is from RefSeq and is a predicted model, not a curated record. Gene Ontology annotation, cellular component: catalytic step 2 spliceosome. Gene Ontology annotation, molecular function: helicase activity; mRNA binding.